AUGUCAUCGACGAACGACGCACUUUCCUAUUUGGUGGGUCUAGCAAACGCGAAAGCUGCUGCUUCUUCUGGUACUGCGUCAGAGAAAUGGGAUUCCCAACACGAUCAGCAAAAUACGCACGAUUCAAGCCUGGCCAAUGUGAUUUACUUUGACGAAAGAUAUGACGAUGGGAUCCCUGUAUCGCAAGAGGAGCUCAACCGCCAAAGGCAGAUGCAGCGUGAAUUAGGGAAGCUACAAUUCGUGAACCCAGGUGGAUUAAUGACGCAGCCGACGAAUACUCGUCGUUCGAGACGGAAGAUAAAUGCUCGAGCUGUUGCAGAAGAUAAAGAGCCAACCCAAGAGAAACGGCACAUCUUUCAUGAUAAGAAAGGGAAGCUUAUAGUCCCUGGUGAAGAAAGCAUAACAUUAUGUGAUUGCUUGAUUCCGGAAUGUCACGGUUGCCAUUGGCCUUGCGCAAAUUGCGGAGGUCGUUUAUGCGGUCCAGUGUGUCAACAGAAUCGCAAGAAAUUUGUCUCAUGUGUGAAGGUGCUCGGCGUCACUCCUGAAGUAAUGGUUAACAAUCCUUACGUUAAAUUGAAUUAA
Molecule: messenger RNA, 582 nt
Organism: Ostertagia ostertagi
Lineage: Eukaryota; Metazoa; Nematoda; Chromadorea; Rhabditida; Trichostrongylidae
Source: the annotation of a GenBank genome assembly